AUGGAACAAUUACGAGCCCCGUUCUCCCACAAGAACAGUUCCACUCUCUACUACACUCUGAGCGUCAUUCUUGGGACGGUGGCACUGUCAUAUGGCUCGGUACCCAUGUACAAAAUGAUCUGCCAACAGACUGGUUGGGGUGGCCAACCUAUCAAGGCUUCCAUUCAUUCAAAUGCCGAAGACCCAGCCACUCGACUUACGCCCGUGACCGACUCCCGUCGUCUACGCAUAACUUUUAAUGGAUCAGUAUCGGACAUAAUGCCUUGGAAGUUCACUCCGCAACAGCGAGAGGUCCGAGUCCUGCCUGGGGAGACAGCGCUCGCGUUUUAUACCGCGACGAACAAGAGUACUGAGGACAUUAUUGGGGUUGCUACCUAUAGUGUAACUCCAGCACAAGUGGCGCCAUAUUUCAGCAAGAUUCAAUGCUUUUGCUUCGAAGAGCAAAGGCUCAACGCUGGGGAGACUGUCGAUAUGCCGGUUUUCUUUUUCAUCGAUCCGGACUUCGUCAACGAUCCUACGAUGACGAAAAUAGAUACGAUCACUUUGUCUUAUACAUUUUUCAAGGCACGAUACGAUAAGAACGGGAAUCUAACCCCAAUGCCGAUGACAAUGGGAUGA
Molecule: messenger RNA, 618 nt
Organism: Letharia lupina
Lineage: Eukaryota; Fungi; Ascomycota; Lecanoromycetes; Lecanorales; Parmeliaceae
Exons: 4
Coding region: 1-618 (205 amino acids)
Cellular component (GO): mitochondrial inner membrane
Molecular function (GO): copper ion binding
Source: RefSeq, a predicted model, not a curated record